Messenger RNA from Verruconis gallopava, 3055 nucleotides. RefSeq lists its product as uncharacterized. NCBI's taxonomy places the organism in Eukaryota, Fungi, Ascomycota, Dothideomycetes, Venturiales, Sympoventuriaceae. Bases 300 to 2591 code for a protein of 763 amino acids. The record is from RefSeq and is a predicted model, not a curated record. The transcript is spliced from 5 exons.
UGACUGGGAAAGUGCGAAUUGUCAUCAACCAAAUCUUUCAACGUCUCCGCCUUCGCUUCACUUCACUUUUACUUCCAUUCACUGUCACUUCGUUUCACUUCUUACAACUCAGUCUCCCUUUUCUACUCCUUUCUUCUUACACUCUUCAAGACCUCACCCCAUUACCGACACCAUACCACAUCAAAUCAAACCCACGCUCGUUUAUCUUUGAUCGUUUCCAACUUUAAGCCUCUCACUAUCUCCUUCUAGGACACGCGUACUGCAACUUGCUCCGAAUCUUGAGCUGCUACUCUCUGAGGAUGAAGUGGUUUCUUGCGAUUGCUGCCUUGGCCUGUCGCCUGGCCAUGGCACAUCCGACCUUUGCUUUCCCAUUCUACAGCGCUGGAAAUUCCUCUCACUCGUCCGUCACUCUGCCCGGUACGAGACCAGCAAACUACAGUCAUGCCAUCAUCAGUGCUGCAUCUAUUCUUGAUAGUUCGGCAUCGAAGACGAGUGGCAGAGCUCCGUGUGGUUGCUCUACUUCUGUAACCACUACUACACUUUUUGUUCCCGCAACCGCAAUGAGCUCGGCUGUUUUAGGGUUAGCAAAUGCUGCUGAUACUAGCCAAAUGAUUGUAACCAAGAGUGACCAAACCGUGGUCGACAGCAGCGCGUAUUGGAGCAGUGGCGUUGCAUCACGCAGUGACCCUACUCACACAAUACUCACAACCUUGACAGCAUACGUCGUUCCUUUUCCACCUGAUGUCUACAGCAAAGAAGUAACGUUCACUGUCACUAGCCAACGCACACUAACUUCGACUACCAAUUUGGGCUCGACUUCACUCACGACGACUGUUAUUGUUACUGAGACCUUUCUGACGACAAUUCAUGUGAGUCGACCAUCAAGCAGCGCGACUUCCAUGUCAGCUUUUCCAAUCGCUGGAGAAACCACUGCCCCGACCAGUAUAAUAUCAAUAGGUGCUCCGUCGCCAUCUCCAAUACUCGAUGAAACAUCUACAGAGAUAUUAUCGAGCCACCCGGACUCAACACUUUUGAGAACCUCUUCGAGCAGUUCUAGCCUAUCUUCGAGUGCAUCGAACGGCUUGAUUGCAGCGUUAACGUCUUCUCAAUCGGAGGUCACCCUGAUCACGACAUCUUUACACGUAGUAAGCUUGAGCAAUUCUACCUUCAAUGGACCAACAAGCUCGAACAAGGAGACAACGUCAGCGUUCCCAAUGUUUCCGCCCUUGGGAACAGAUAGCAUUACAUUCUUUGGUCCAGGAACUGGAUCAAAUAGUGUGAAUUUUUCUCAGAAUGGUAGAACUGCCGGCGCCCUUGGAGUCAGCGCGAUUGUAACUUCUUUGGUUUCAGCUGCGGCAGCAACCAACAACUACACUACAUACACCAACGGUGUCUCCAUUCAGGUUCCAGUAAAUACAGCAUCGACUCCUUUAUCUCUAAAAACCAGUUUUGGUCACCCGUUCUUCUCGAACUCGUCGAGGAAAAGCUCCGUCACGACAACAUCAUCAGCACCAUGGAGCUCUUCAGCAUCCCCGGAAAUUUUGACGUCGCAAAGUGCCACGUCGUCCCUAGGAGCGUCUAAUGUUAGCUAUUUAUCAUCGACCUUGAGUUUUGCGACUACUCAGACGCCAACUAGGACCGUCUCCGUCUUAGCUACCAACAUAAUCACGACAUCAUCACGAUUGAAGCCUUCGGUCAGUUUAUCGGAUAGUGGGUUUUCAAUCACAAACAGUAGUGAAAUUGGAAGCAUUGGAUCUCAUUCCACCUCAACAAAAUUCUUACCAAUUACUUUUUCCAAUUCAACUACAUUUUCGUCUUCUACGAUACAGUCGAACGAGACAUCGGAUAUUCCAAUCCCAAUCUCAUCCCUUAAGGGCAGCGUCACCAAUCCUGUUGGAUAUGGUCAGAUUAAGCCGUAUCCGACGGUUUUAGCUAAUGCAAGCUCAAGCUGCGGUGAAACAGGAGAUUUUAUCAUGAAUUGGGAUGAUGAACCUAUAUACGAGCAGACUCAUGCAGAUGAUCCACCUUACGCGCCAGUAUUCAAUCCAUAUCAUCACCUUUUUUUUGCUGCUGCUUUCUCAUACUAUAAUCCAGCUCACAGCAUUUCCAAGACAGAGCCAUACGAUCCCAUAUCUGGCCCAAAUGUCGCAAUCUUUCAUGUCAAGGACAACACAACUAUCGCAAACGCAGAUCAGCUUGACAGCUUCGGCAUGCUUCCAGGUACUAUCGGUGCAGGACCUCGUGCCAAUAAUGAGUACUAUUGGUUUAACGUGUAUGGUGUCGAGCUUGGUUGCGAUAAUAGCGGGCCUAAGGCAUGCAACAUGAGCAUCAGCGGUUACGUUUGGAGCAACUCGACUAAUAACGAAGAAAAGAGUGUGACGCAAACUACAUUGGUUCAGCCAUGUUCUCAGCUUGUAGACUGUAAGCUUCAGCAUGUCUCUCUUGAAGGUUUCAGAGGUCUGUCAAGCAUCCGCAUUGAAGCUAUUGUCGACGGAAACGCCCUGAAAUCCUGGGUGAUUGAUAACCUGAACAUGGGCUGGUUUGACAACAGUUGCAAAGCAGGACUUACCCGAAGCAGUCAGAAGAAAUAAACCGUUUAGUUCAGUGCGUGUCUAUUCCUCGCAGCAGAGCACGUGGUGCUGCACUGAAGAGCAUAGCAGGAAUAAUACUAGACACUCCUUUCAUCAAGGACAAGGCACAAAGUUGCAACGAAUUGCUUGAUAUCCUGCCUGCGUUCUAGCCUGCUUCACAAACAGUCUGUGGCAGUUCUACUCUAAUUCUUCAUUCAUGUGGAUGGGCAUCUUACGAAGAGAACAUAAUACUAAGCAUCCAAAGACAUGGACGUUUCAAGUUUGCUCUACAGCGUGCACUUGUAACUACAUGGAUCUACACGUCAUGGGUAAGGCUAAGAAAAUAUCGUGUGGAAAAAUAGAGUGGAAAAAAGGAAGCAUCACAAAAAUUGAGUCGCUUCAUAAACUUGGUCAUUGCAAAAAUGAAGCUCUUAUUGCCAAAAAGAAAAGAAGAAAUUACGGUUUUUGUAUUUAUCAAAUUCCUG